AUAUACUUAUUUCGUUGGGCAUUCCGAGUGUAGGAACGCCUACUAAACCCGAAGUCGUGAACUUCUAUUGAAAGUAAUACGGGAUACAAUCUCGGCAUGUUUAAAAUGUGUCUAGAUUUGGAGAAAAAUAUUGUUAAUUAAGCAAGGUUGUAACAAGGCUUAUCAUUGGGAUAUUGUGUAAUAGUGUAACGUUGGUCGGAAUUUGUAGUUUCUUCGUUUCAGUACAAAACAAUUACUUCCUUGUAACCAAAUAUAUUUCAUUUAGUUCGUGGAUCUUUUUAAACUCAAGAGAGAAAAUGGAAUAUAAUUUUGAAUCAUUAAUAUCUUCCCAUAAAUGGUGUUGGAGUUCGAGAGGAUCUAGAACUCAGUGUUAUUGUUCGUGGAAAUGGGUCAAUACGCUAUAAAAUAUACAGGAAAAGUACUUCCUACAACUAUUCGGCAAACUCCGGUGGGCUGUGACUUCAUCCAUGAUUUUACCUGCUCUCUUUGUAAAGAGAACGGAUUUAACACCGAAGCUCACCAUUGUUGUACUCAAUGCACAAACUAUUACUGCCAAAACUGUGUUUCAAAACAUAACGUAGUAUAUAAGAAGCACGCGGUGCUCGGCCGGAAGGACGUGAAGAAAUGGGAGGCUGCCCAUGGAAUGGUGGACGCCUUGGAAAGAUGCGGGAUGCACCCCGGGGAGGCACUGAAGCUGGUAUGUGGUGACCAUGACCAGUUGUGUUGUCCUGUGUGCGUCGCCGUGGACCACAGACAAUGUUCCAAAAUCCAUCCUAUUCCAGAUGUAGCAAAAGGUAUUCAGAGAAUAAUUGAGUUUCAACAAAUUCCAAAGAAGAUAGCUGAACUUGAAAAGCAAUUCGAGCUAAUGAAAGAAGCAAGAAUGAAGAAAACGACAUCUCUGAAAAAUACGCGGGCAGCCAUUUCUGAUGAAAUUAAAACUAUACGUAAAAAGAUCAACGAACUCCUUGAUAAGAUUGAGAAGACAACUUUACAGGACUUGGACGAAAUAUUAGCUAAACUUGAAAAAAAACUAAAGAAAGAUAUUGAAACUUGUGACGGAAUGAAUAUCGAACUGCAAAACAUGAUUGCCGCUUUUCAAACCAAAUCAAAAUCAAGCGAGUCAAAUUCAUAUAUUGCGUACAGAAAGAGCCAGGAUAUGAUUUCACAAGCAAACGAUCAUCUUCGUGGCAUAUCAGACAUUGAGUGUUACAAUGUAACAUUUCAAGCCAUUAAUCUUAUCGAAGAACUUUUAUCUUCAAUAAAGACCUUUGGAGCGAUUGAAGAACAAACUGCUACGACUAAACAACGAGAAGACCCCCUUUCCGAUCCAAACCACGUCUUCAGUGUUGAAGAGUACAAGGAGUACAACGUGAAGAUGAGUGAUGACAAAUGUCAAUGUGUUAUCCGUGGCGUAUGUGAACUGCCUAGUGGAGAGUUUGUCAUAGCAGACAUGCAUAAUUGUAAAGUGAAGCUCGUGGACAAGGAGUACAGGGUGAUCGACUACUGUGAUGUCCCGGAGUAUCCCUGGGACGUGUGCCACAUUGACGGAAAUGAAGUGGCCGUUUGUAUUAACAGUGUUAAUUCUGAUAGUCGAGGACUUUAUUUCAUUAAUGCUACGAAAGGGAGAUUCGUAACUACGAGCAAGUUAAGCUUCACCCAUAGAUGUUAUGCCGCAGCUCAUCAUGGUGGCCAGCUUUACAUAUCCUCCGGUAACGCCCUGUACGUCUACACGAUGUCGGGAAAGAAGGUGAAGAAGCUGUACGAGGGCAAGUCUGGGGGAUUCACGGUGCAGACAUGUGCCAUCAGUAACGACGGGAAGACAAUCUACAUCACAAACAACAGUAAACAUCAACUGAUUACCCUAGACAACAAAGGCAACAAGCUGGCCUUACUCGCUGACCUUGACAUGGAAGAACCUACCGGAGUACACGUGAAAGCUGCUGGACACGUGUUCGUCUGCUGCGAAGGCUCCAGCACAGUGCUGCAGGUUGACAAAGACGGGAAGAAAAAGUUGACCAUACUGGCAAGGAAGAAAGACGGACUGAACGAACCGCGUGAUUUAUUCUUCAGCAGCCGCACUUCCUCUCUGAUUGUUGGUGGAAGGAAAGACACACUUCUUGUUAUCAAGUUAAAUUAAAACUAAAAUCUUUCAAUGUUUGAUUUGGUACUAUCGAACAGGAAUUUUCCAUAUUGUUGUUGCCAAGUAUAUUGUAGUAUUGUCAUACAUGUAUAUAAUUGUUUUGUUUAGACCACAUGCUAUAAGUAAUAUGAUAUGAAUCCUAAAGCAUCUUGUGAAUACUCAUAUGUUGGACAAUUUAUAUCCCACAAACUAUGUGAAAAAUUAUAUAAAUAUGUUUUAUUUGAUGAAUGUAGACUGUUCAAUUUUCGUGUGUGUAUAUAUAUAUAAUCACCAUUAUAUUCAAAUUUUAAUAAUAAAGUCAAUAUGACGGUGUAAUAAAACAAUCUCUUAAUUCAAUGUCGGAGAUAGGGUUCACGUAAACGAUCAGAAAAUCAUCUUUUGAAAAAUGCAUACUCGAUUUCAAACGUAUACUGAACUUAAUUUUGAAGAAUAGAUUCUCAAGAACGCAAACAAAAAUCACAACAUACAUAUCACUUAUAACAUCGACAGUCUCGGUUAGAUUGAGACUUACAUCUCACGUUUUACAUAGACAGUCUCGGUUAGUUUGAGGCUUAUAUCCAACGGUUAACAUGGACAGUCUCCGUUGGAUUGGGAUUUACAUCUCACGUGUUACAUCGACAGUCUCGGUAAGAUUAUGACCCUCAUCCCACUUAUAAAAUCGUCACUUUCAGCUAGAAUGCGACUGCUGAUACAUUGAAAUGGUAGGUGCAUUUCAGUCAGUAUGAAUCAUAACGCGAAUGUUCUUGUUCAACAAAACUAGGAAAAUAUUGAGAACUAA
Molecule: messenger RNA, 2918 nt
Organism: Mya arenaria
Lineage: Eukaryota; Metazoa; Mollusca; Bivalvia; Myida; Myidae
Exons: 3
Coding region: 386-2137 (583 amino acids)
Source: RefSeq, a predicted model, not a curated record